AUGUUGGUCAACCCUCGAACUGGCGUGUGGCACUUGGUUGAAGAUGAGAAGGUUGUGUGCGGCGUCGUGGCAGAUGGUUUGGAUGCCAUGGAGACAGUCCCUGAAAACACCCGCCAAUGUGAGAAGUGCAAGAAGCGCUCUGAGCGCGCUCUUACGGGUCAGGACUUAGACAGUGCGCAGCAAAUGUCGCCCUCCUUCGAGACCACAGGCAGCUCUGACACCGACAUUCCAGAAGAGCCGGACAUUCCCAUUCCCAUCAUGCGCAUGGAGUCGUCAGAAGUGCCGGUUCCCGUGGACGACGCCCUCAGCGUCAUGCACAUGGAGACGUCAGAAGUGCCGGUCAUUCCCAUUCCCAUGUCGUCAAAGCCCCAGUAUGUCAAGUGCACAGAGCAAGUCAACUACAAGGCGGUGGUGAAUGCUCUCAGUCGCGAUGCAGUACGACAGACUCCUUUGUUUGACCAGCUCGUGAGCCUGGCGCAGCGCACGUGUGAUGUGCAGCCGACCUCUGGCGCAGGCAAGCUCGACUUUGACUUGUGGGAAGGUCCUGCUCCGCCCGGCUACAGGGGACAUCUUCACAGCGGCAAGCUGCAGAGGGAUGAGCCUGCUGCAAAGAGAGCCCGCAAAGAGAGCGUCUUGUUUGAUGGCAUGGGAACGGCCUUCAUGCACGAAGUUGUGCGCUUGAUUGCCCGCAGCGGGUUGCCUCGCAGCACAAUCGGCGUUAAGAACGGCCACUUCUCCUUGCUGAAGAUGGUCGUUGGCAAGGUGUUGGAGAUGACUGUGCCGCCGUCGUUGAGCAAAUUAGCCGAAGAUUUCAACGCUUGUGUGCGCAUGGUCGCGUCCGACCUAGGCUUGGAUGCGCAGACGGCCGCGCUAUUCUUCGUGGAUGUGGCGAAGGGAGCGUGCCCUACGAGUUGGCUCGAGAAGAAGCUCUCCAAGAUUCCGUCCGCCUGCCAGACCUUGAAAUUCGCGGAGGACCUUCGCCAGGAGCUUGUGGCAGUCAGAACCGCUGCUUUCAAAACGCACCCGCGGAAGGUUCAGCAGUGGUUGGUGGACCACAGCAACAUGCCCAUGGCGCAUGCGCUGAACUACCUGCAUCGACUUGCUGAGGCCGAUUUGAUGCACAAGGUUACCCAGCUUCUCCAAGAUGUCAGGGCGACCACCUUUGGCCAAGACAGUCUGGAUUUAGCUUGCCCGCAGCGCGAUGCCCAGGCACAUGUGGACAGGAUCAACGGCUUGCUUGCCGGCGACAUCACUUUCCAGAUGGUGCCAGCAACGGACCCAUGGGUUUUGGCGGCAAAUGUGUGGCCACACCUCGAUUGGCAGCAAGAGUCUCCUAUGAAAUGGAGGGACUUUGCGAAGCUGAAGGCUGAGUGCAGGGACUUCGCGACGGCCGGAAAAGCGCCCCAGAACAAUGGCGCAUUCAGCAGGUAUGUGGCGGCAGUCCUUGCUGGGCGGUGCUAUGUGGAUUUGGAUGGCAGCUCAGAUUCAUGCGAAGUCUUCAACUCCACCACCGGCGCAUGGAAGGUCAUCCCGCGCAAGGCGCUCCCGUCCAAGAUCCUGGAUGUGCUCAAGUCACUGGCGCUACCGGGCCUACCGCUUUUGCACCCGCUUGAGCCGCGGUUUGCCAAGUCCUUGGUUGACGGAGUCCUGAGCCGUCUUUCGGAAGGCCCGCGCAUGAGCAAACUUGAUGGCGAGCACGCGAGGGACAAGAUGCUCUUCCGCAAUGGCAUGGUCUGGGAUUUCACGGCCAACCGCAGCUACCGAGCCUUGCCACAACACAGGCUAAUGGCAAAGACUGCAUGCGACUUCGCGCCAUGGGUGGCCCCAGAUCACCUGCCAGACGUUUUUGCCAUGAUUUGCAGAUGGAUCGUGGAUCGGGAAACUGCCAAGUUGGGCCUUGAAAACAGUGACUUGGGCCGCGAGAUCAUCAAGACCCUGGAAGACUUGUGCGAGGCUGGCUGCGAACUUCUGGUGCGCGUGAAGGGCAUCUUGCGCGACUGGAGCAGGGUUGUUUUCUUGGGCCGCAACUGGGCCAUGACCGCAUCGCCCAUCUUCGCAGUCCAGGGCAUCAACUAUCUCUUCGGCGCAAGUGGGGCUGGCAAGGAUGUUCUGCUGGCGCUGCUGUACAAGAUGCUGGGAGGCCAGCCUGAUGAAUAUGCCUUCACCAUUUCAGGCCACCACUGCGUCGGCAACGCCAAGGGCAUUGGAGAGGUGGAGCACGCUUGUUGCAACAAGCGCAUGGUUGUGUUUUCGGAGGUCCCCCAGCACAGCCGUCUCCGCAGCAGUAUGUUGAAACAACUCUGCGAGCACCAGGGCAUGCCGGCUGCCUCCCGAAGAUCUCACCAAGCAAUGGCGAACUGGGGAAGUCAAGUCUCGGUGUGGUUGUCUUCCAACUUUAUGCCGCGGUUUGAGGACGAUGCCCUGGCGUCUAAGAUGAACAUUUUCGUGCUGGACGGCAUCUUUGCAGCGGAGCCGAUUGGCUACCAGGAAGCCAGCAAUGAUCUGAAAGGCAGAGUGGAUCGCGGGGAGUUCCAUGGGCAAAUGCAGUGGUGGAUCUUGGGAUUGGCCCGUACCCUCCAGCCAGCCAUCAACCCCGGAUGCCUGAUGCUUCCCAGGCCUCCUCAAAUGCGCGAAGUCUUGGUCAAAAUGCAGCAGGAGCUCAAUCAGCGAAUGGCGCGCUUCAAGGUGUUCCUUGACCAGCAUUGCUUGCAAGUGGCCCGUGGCCAAGCAACCAACGUCAUCGAGUUCAAGGAGUUGGCCGCAGCUUUUCUUCAGUGCUUGAGCGAGGAGGUCGUGCCACUCAUGGCGCGUUUGGGAUUGAAGAGCGAGAGCAGGGGAGCCUGUGCAACAGACGUCGCAAAGGGCAAGAUCGUGAUGAUGAAGCUGAGUGAUGGCCAAGCCUCAGCCCUGCAGGUUCGCAGCGAGACGGCUCUAGCUUUGGCCGCGAAGAAGAAGAUUUCCUCUUCCUCCUCAGAUGACAAGGACAACACGAAUGAUGAAGACAAUGAGCUGCCCAUGAAAUGCAAGCUUUUCACAAGCCUGUAG
Symbiodinium natans is the source of this 3045-nucleotide messenger RNA. The record is from the annotation of a GenBank genome assembly. Lineage: Eukaryota; Dinophyceae; Suessiales; Symbiodiniaceae.